CGCAAAGGCCAAGUUGGCAUCAAUCUGGGGCGCCAUGACAGACUUGAAGAGCCUCCAAGAGCUAUCGCGUGCUGCAGAGCAGUCGACGUGAGCAUCCGAGCACGCGAGAAGCAGACAGAUCGGAACACGAGCGGCUCAGGACGACUGCCCUGCAGGCCCUGCCUUUGGCGGCAACGAGCAAGCCUGCAGAGCAAGCGCCAGCAUGCCAAGUAUCGACUAUGUCCCCCAAAUCGAUCCCCGCGCUUCGUUCAGUCUAGCACAAGCGCCAGGAAGUCAGCGCAGACUUGCGGACUCUCACACAAGCUCAUUCACGCGCGCUACGCCGAGUCCUCAUCCUGCACACCCGCCUGAGACCAACAAAGGCUUCUAUCGUGAAAGAGGCUACAAGAAUGAUCCUCCCGCCUCAGAUGCACGUCCCAUCUCCGCUGGAUCACAGAGGAGAAAGCUCACCAAACGACGCCAAAAUGCGCCUCAGCAUGUCAACGCGACCGUCGAGGCCAACAGCCCGCUCUUACAGACGAAUGAAGUCAGAGAGGGUCACUCAAGGAGCGUCGGCCUCUCCUACUACUUCACUGAGCCACCCUCCGUCGAUGACUACAUCGCGCGAGACCCUGAGCAACCUCGCGAGCAAGACGAGCGCCAACAGCAAGAACAGUACUACCUCCCGCAGAUUCAGCCUUGUAUACCCACCGGCUCCCCUGCCCAAGCUCAUCCUGAGAGCCAGCAGCGUGAUAACAAUCAGUCUAGACAAUCCUCCCGCACUGUCGGCGGCCAAUCGAACGCUCAUGGUAGGCCGAUCGUCCCGCCAAGACAAGCGCCUGCGGUUCCUUAUGCGCCCCGGGAUCCGGAAGCCGUCCAAGCAAGAUCGCCGCUUGCUCAGCUCGCGCACUCGAGCCAGCGAACGGCAGCCAGCACGCGCGAAACCAUACGCAAAAGGCAGCAGGACGAGCAGAUGACGCACGCGACUCCCGCAGAUCAACAGCAGGAUGGGCUCUCUUACCUCUCUGGUCAUGUGCAAGGAUCUACAUCAUACCGCUCUGAUGAGGCAGAACUGCACAAUGGGCGGUACCCCCAUGACGAGCAGCACCACUAUGAUAGCGGCCCGCAAGACUCGUACUCGACGAGGCCAGUACCGCCAACGCGAGCGCAGCAUAGACACACUUCAAGUCACGGCUCUUCGGUCUACUCGGUAUCGAGUCUCAAGGCAUCUGCUUCUGCCAAUGACAUCGCUCGCUCCUUACGAUCGGACGAGCCAGGCCUUCCGCCUGCUCGACUGCCAUACGCCGGCUCAGCGAACGCUCACAAGCGAGGGCCGUCCGAGUCGAGCAAUCACAUGCUGUCCGCCAACGGAACCAGACUCACCGAUGCUUUCCGACUGUCGUAUGCAACCAAUCAGACAGAAUCGGAAUCCCUCGUCGAUCACGUGUCCAGCACGCUUUCGCCUGUCGACAGCCUACAGCAUGAUGCGACACUUGUCAGACCGCUGCACGGCCAUCCAGGCCUAGCUUUAAGCUCGCUAGCUCGUGAUGCAUCACAGAGAACGCAUGCGACAAAGUACAGCAGCUCCGGCACGGCCGUGCUCGAUCAAAAUCCGUUCAAAUACCAGGGCUUGGCGGAAGAUGGUCGCACGUCUGGUGAAAUGGCACCAUGCUCUCCGGACAGCGACUAUCGAUCAACUGCGUCAGAUGCGCUUGCUCGCAGCAGUGAAGAGCAAAACAGUAGGCCAGUACACACUGCCGGCUAUCUUGGUCUGUCCAUCCAGCAAGAACGACCCACAUCAGCUAUAUCGACCAUCGGCGAUCUUGUCUGGCAGCCGUCGGACGCCCGCCCCACGUCGAUCGCCACACGACAUCGCUCUCAUACUUUGUCAUCCCUAGGUGGCCGCAAUUUCUCUCGUCCAAUGCGUAACAUCACCGCGGCUGCGAACAAUCUGCAUUUGGACGACCCUGCGCCUAUCUCUCCUCCUGGGCCAGCAAAGCUCCAGCGCCGUCAGUCAAAUCGUUCUGCUAGGUCUUCAGGCUCAACGAGCCCGAAAGAAUCUCUCAAAAGUCGUUUGUCUAUGCGGUCCAUGAAGCUCAGACUCGAGACCCGAUAUACGAGAGGGGCAGCCUCACCAUCCGAUUCGUCACCUUUGCAAGUACCUCGAACGCCAAUCGAUCCGCCGCGGAUCACACUCUCUCAUAUACCCGAUCCCCAGUUAGGAUCUCCAGAUGACUACUAUCAGCAAGCUUUAAGCGCCACUGAAGCCCGCGAGACAAAGCCGAAGCACUGGCCAAAUCAGCCUGCGAUGCCAGAUUCCUUGGGGGAAGUCAGGCCAUUGCGCACGGAGGAGUCUCGCCAACGCGCUGCGCACUCUCAGACCCCGCCUCGCUCGAGCUCCCGUCAGAAUUUAUCGCGAUCGCAGUCACCCUCGACCGUUGGUGAAUCACCCCAGAUUAACACGUCGCCUUUCCUCAACGCGCAAACGCCGCCAUUGCCGUCAGGUCCUUUCACUGACCACGAUGCUUCGCAUCUCUCGUCUGCCAGGCCAUCGCAGUCGCGUUUGGCCAGCAAUCAGAUGUCUCCUCCGUCGCCUGUGCAUUCUGCUUGCAGCACUGAUUCGUUCCAUCCUGUUCCCGUUCAGUCGUCAACCUUUGCAAAGACCAAGGCGACUUUGAUCUCGUCUGUACCGCAAACGCAAAGAGGUAAAGCAGAUCCGCCGCAGCUCAACACGCAAGAUCCUAUACAUUGCUUGCAGCUCGGUAUCGACUUUCACGAGCGGGGCGACUUGCCUCGCUCUGCUUUGUAUUUCGAGCGCAGUGCCAGCUUGCAAGGCGGCUGUGGCACAGGCAUGCUCAUGUGGGGUCUCGCACUUCGACAUGGUUGGGGCGUGCAGCAAAAUCAAAGCACGGGUUUUGCCUUUAUCAAGCGUGCGGCAGAGAGCGUCGUCGACAAUCUCGAAUAUGCGGUCCAACAUCCUGACGACAUCGCACACGGGAAGACACCGCCGCAAAUCAACAAGGCAGAGCUCGUCCUUGCUGUCUAUGAGCUUGCACAAUGUAUGCUCAGAGGAUGGGGAACGAAGAAAGAUAAGAAGAGAGCGCUCAAGUAUUUUGAGCUCGCGGCAAAGCUUGGGGACGCCGAUGCUCAGCAAGAACUCGGUUAUUGCUACCAAUUUGGCAAAGGCUGCCCCAAGGAUCUCAAGAAGGCCGCUCAUUACUAUCGCCUUGCGGAGCAGCAAGGCUUCCAGACAUUUGGUCUGCAGUGGAUACACAAGCCAAAGUGGCAAGACUAGUUGCGCUAUCUCUGUUGUUUUGUUGUUGCUCGUUUAAAGUACUGUCUAUUGCUUUGCUGCCGGCUUAGCUUCCUUGCUGGGAGCGUCGCGCUUGGCAUCUUUAUUCGUCUUCCGAUGUUUCUUGCCGCCGCGAGAUUUGACGGACCAGCCAACGACGGUGUGACCUUGUGCAGUUGCAUGGGACGAGUCGUGUUUUGCACUGUAGACUAUCUUCCGCUCCGAUUUUGCGGCAUUGGGGCUGAGCGCACUCUCGCUGUUGCGCCGAGGCGUCUGAUCAGGACGAGUAACCUCAGCGCCUCGCCCAAUCGUCUGCGCGGAUUGCUUUGGCGAUAGUGGCGACGGCCAGAGGACGCUAGGCGAUGCUUUAUCGGACAGAUGCUCAGCAUAGGAAAAUCG
Messenger RNA from Mixia osmundae IAM 14324, 3670 nucleotides. RefSeq lists its product as uncharacterized. The transcript is spliced from 6 exons. The record is from RefSeq and is a predicted model, not a curated record. NCBI's taxonomy places the organism in Eukaryota, Fungi, Basidiomycota, Mixiomycetes, Mixiales, Mixiaceae. Gene Ontology annotation, molecular function: protein binding. Bases 203 to 3274 code for a protein of 1023 amino acids.